AUGCCCAUGCCGCCAGCAGCACCAACUCCGGGUCCGUCGAAUGAACGAGUUAUCCCACCUCAAGAGAUAGUCGCACAAGCUGCAGCAGCUGUGGCAGCAGCAGACGAUUCCGACGAUGAGCCUCUGCACUUGAACCACGGCGAACAACCGGAAGAGCCUUUGGCAAAAUCACCGUCACUUCAGUCAGCCUCUGAUGCUGGGUCCAGCAGCCUUCCCCCACUGUCAAGCGUAGACUCUUACUAUGGGUUCAACGAAGCGUCGCGGGAGACGCACAGCGACAUUCCGGAUGUCCCACCACCAGCGUACAGCGAGCAUAUCGGCGAGAUAAACGAUAACAGCAAUGGCUUCGGCACAAACGCACGCGUUUCAGCAGAUGGUCGUGUCAAUAUUCGCAUCAACGAGAAAUCUCGGCGACUGUCAAGCCUUCUUGCGCCUGCUCUCCGCGACCAGUACACUCGUGUGCAAGAAGAAGGGCCUCCCCCACCGCCAUAUAUACCGGAGUCGCUCGGUGGAGCACCUGGUCAGACUCCGCCACCGCCCUUGAAUGUUGUCAUACACGUCGUCGGAUCGCGGGGCGAUGUACAGCCUUUCAUUGCGCUUGGCAAAGUGCUGAAGGAAACAUAUGGUCAUCGCGUGCGGCUAGCCACACAUCCAACAUUCAAGGGCUUCGUGGAAGAACAUGGCUUAGAGUUCUUCAGUAUAGGCGGGGAUCCCGCAGAGCUCAUGGCGUUCAUGGUCAAGAACCCUGGGCUCAUGCCUGGUUUCGAGACCCUGCGCAGCGGCGAUGUUGGAAAGAGGCGCAAGGGAAUCGCGGAGCUGAUAAAAGGCUGCUGGAGAUCCUGUAUAGAAUCAGGAGAUGGUACAGGCGCUGUGGCCUCUGACCGCACGGUAGAGGACUGGAUGAACUCUAACCAGAACGGAUCGACAGCUGCAGAAGUGCUUUCGAAACCCUUCAUAGCCGACGCCAUCAUUGCUAACCCACCAAGCUUCGCACACAUUCAUUGCGCGGAGAAGCUCGGUAUCCCUCUGCAUGUGAUGUUCACUAUGCCUUGGUCACCCACGCAAGCGUUUCCACAUCCUCUCGCCAACAUUCAAACCUCCAACACCGACCCUAGUGUCGCUAACUACAUGUCUUAUACUCUAGUCGACAUGUUGACCUGGCAAGGACUAGGUGAUAUCAUCAAUCGCUUUCGAAGAGACAGCCUCAACCUUGAACCGAUCAGCUUGGUCUGGGCGCCUGGAAUGCUCGCUAGACUUCGAGUGCCUCAUACUUACUGCUGGUCGCCUGCCUUGAUACCAAAGCCUAAAGACUGGGCCAAUCACAUUUCCAUAUCUGGCUUCUACUUCCUCUCAUUGGCAUCAAACUACAGGCCAGACCCAGAGCUAGCCGCUUUCCUCAGUGCUGGCCCGCCUCCGGUGUACAUUGGCUUUGGCUCCAUCGUAGUGGACGACCCCAACGCGAUGACAAAGCUAAUAUUCGAUGCCGUAAAAGCCACUGGGCAGCGCGCUCUCGUGUCGAAAGGAUGGGGCGGCAUUGGAGCCGACGAGCUUGGUAUUCCCGAAGGCGUCCUCAUGCUCGGCAACGUGCCUCAUGACUGGCUCUUCAAGCACGUGUCAUGCGUAGUACAUCACGGUGGAGCGGGUACUACAUCUGCCGGUAUCGCUGCCGGAAGGCCAACAGUCGUGGUACCGUUCUUUGGCGACCAGCCCUUCUGGGGCGCAAUGGUUGCUCGAGCUGGUGCGGGACCAGAUCCUAUUCCGCAUAAGCAAUUGACUGCUGAGAAGCUCGCUGAGGCGAUCAGCUUCGCGCUCAGGCCUGAAUCUCUCGACAGAGCGAAAGAGCUAUCUCAGAGGAUCAGUGAGGAGAAGGGCAGUGAUAGUGGAGCGCAGAGCUUUCAUCAGAUGUUGAAAGUGGAUGAGCUUCGAUGCUCGCUUUGUCCAACACGGUCAGCCGUCUGGCGGAUUAAACGGACGCAAGUGAGAUUAAGCGCUUUGGCGGCUGUUACGCUUGCGAACGAGGGCGCGCUGAGCUUUAGUGAGCUUAAGCUAUACCGGCCGCGCGAGUACGAUAGCGAUGAUGGACCUUGGGACCCCAUUACUGGCGCCACCGUCGCCCUUACCGGCACAAUCAGCAGCAUGAUGAUGGGAGUGGCAGACAUGCCAAUCGAGACACUAAAAGCACUGAAGAUCCAUCCCGAUACCGCCAAACGCUCCAAGUCACAGAGCGGCGGCUUAGAAGGAACUGGCUCAUCCGACACUGCUUCAGUCAGCGGCAAAGACAGCAACGCAGGUUACACCAACCCCCAACUCCGCAUCUCCGACACAUCUUCUUCGGCGGACCGGAGCGAAGAAUCACUACUUGUGCAGAGCCCGACCAGCAUGUCAGGCAUCUCCACAUCUACAGGUCGUUCACCGUCCAUGGGUCAGGUGUUCGACUCUCAAGGCAACCCUGCAAGUCCAGGAUCUCGACCACGAUCCCCACACGGCUCAUCACGCCCACCAUCUCAUCAGCGCUCUGACUCCGAGACAUACAAGACGCCCUUCCACCAAGCGCAGACAGUGCUCGACACCGGCAAAGGCAUCUCCCGUAUCGUAGGUGCCGGACUCAAAUCACCCAUGGACUUCACUCUAGGCCUAGCGCGUGGCUUCCACAACGCGCCGAGGUUGUACGGCGAAGAGGUCAAACCCGUCGAGCGCGUGACAGGCAUUAAGAGCGGCUUGCGGGUCGCGGCGAAGGAGUUUGGCUCCGGCAUGUUUCAAGGUGUCACAGGUCUCGUCACCCAGCCAAUCGAGGGCGCUGCUAAAGAAGGCGGUACCGGCUUCAUGAAAGGUGUCGGAAAGGGCAUUGCGGGCGUCACGCUCAAGCCUGCUGCUGCAUUCUGGGCAAUCCCGGGAUACGCGUUCAAGGGCAUAUACGCGGAGAUCCAGAAACCGUUUGGGUCCAGCGUGCAGAAUUACAUCAUCGCUGCGAGGACGGCGCAGGGGUACGAGGAGUUCCAUCGCACGAGCGCGGAGGAGAGGUCCGACAUACUGGACAGGUGGGCUUGCAUAGCGAAGAAUGUCAAGAGGAAGAAGAACCCGGGCGAAGAUCAGCUUGAGGCUUUGCGGAAGUGUGUCGAGAAGGGGAAGGGAGGGCGACCGCAGUGGCUGAUGAGCAAGAAGAGCAGGCAGCGCUCUACAGACUCUGCACCUCAACUGGAAGAACGAAGGUCUGAGGAUGCUGGACGGUCUCCGAGGAUACUCCCCCUAGGGUGGUCUCAGCCGAACACUGGUCCUAGAGCUGCGAGUCCGCACCCCGAGAGCAUUACAGCAGCGCGCGCUAUACCAACAGACGACGCAAACGACGCUGAGCUCGGUGCAGCCAUCCGCGCAUCCGUCGCUCAGAGCUCCCACGGCAACCCGGACGAAGACGCGAUGAUCGAGCGCGCCAUCCGUGCUAGUAUGGCCGAGCUGCAGCGGCCGCCCGCCAGCGACGGACACGUGGACGAUGAGGAAGCGCUGCAGCGGGCUAUACGGGCUAGUCUGACUGAUGCCCAGGCCCAGGGCAUGAACGAGCAGGAGAAAAAGGCCCUCGAAGACGUGGUCAGGAAGAGCGUGCUUGAGCAGAGGAGGGCGAGAGGCUCGGAUACCGAGUGGGAUAGCGAGCCGGAUACGGAGGACGAUGAGGAUGUCAAGCGGGCUCUGGAGGAGUCGAUGAGGCAUGGAGCGCAGGAUGUUGGUGGCUCAAGUGUUGCUAAUGACGCGCAGGACGAGGAGCUGCGAAGGGCCAUUGAGGCAUCCCAGCGUGAAGACGCGGAACGGGAGGAGGGGCUUAAGAAGCAGUUAACCGAGGAGGAGAUCGUGCUGGAGUACGUGAAGAAGCAGAGUUUGGCUGAGGAGGAGCAUCGGAGGGCGCUGCUAGGGAAGCAGGGGUCGUGGGAUGCUACCGGCUCUGGUUCUAGCUCGCGCAGGCAGUGA
This is a messenger RNA of Coniosporium apollinis CBS 100218, 3957 nucleotides long. RefSeq lists its product as uncharacterized. Lineage: Eukaryota; Fungi; Ascomycota; Dothideomycetes. The transcript has 5 exons. Bases 1 to 3957 code for a protein of 1318 amino acids. The record is from RefSeq and is a predicted model, not a curated record. Gene Ontology annotation, biological process: carbohydrate metabolic process. Gene Ontology annotation, molecular function: UDP-glycosyltransferase activity; hexosyltransferase activity.